This is a messenger RNA of Plectropomus leopardus (leopard coralgrouper), 3884 nucleotides long. The record is from RefSeq and is a predicted model, not a curated record. NCBI's taxonomy places the organism in Eukaryota, Metazoa, Chordata, Actinopteri, Perciformes, Serranidae.
GCAGUUAUCCCCCCCCCCCGCUCCUGCCUCAGGCGGCUCCUCCGGGCAUGCUCCUUAAGCCAAAGUAUGGCCGCUUCCGCAACGAGUCUGUGACCUCCUCCGACGACCUGAUGCAGAGCUUAGCCAUGAGCGGCAAAGUUGUGGCCACGCCGGUGGUGUCGUCCUCCGCCACGAGCCUCCCUCUGCCUCCCCUGCCUCCUCUGCCUCCUCUGGAUCACGCUGCCAGAUCAUCCUCCUCCGCCGGGGCUGCAGCCCUGGCUGACUCCCCGUGCCUGGAUGGGGAACAGGAUGCCACCACAACCUUCUGCAUGCUCAUCCCUAAGAUGCCCCAGUGGAAGUUCUCCAAUUCCCUGCUCAGCCGGAGCCCGUCCAACUCCAGCUCCAGCUCCAGCUCCAGCAAGGACUCAGGGAAGGCGGCAGCAGCCCCUUCCCAGGCCUCCGUCUCACAUAGCUCAUCAUCGCACAGGCACAGCGGUGCCGCCUCAGCCAGUGGCCCCGUGGCCAGUCUCGCAGCGGUGCUUAACUCUUGUGACCCUGUGUGUGUCACCCCCUGUUCCUUGCAGGCCAUCAGAGGGCAGAGAGCAGUCGCAGCGGCAAACUCGGCCAGUCCAGGGGGGCACGGAUUUGGGGCCACAGAGGCCAUGGCGAGCCCUGGGGGUUCCAGCAGCUCCAGGUCAGGAAUGAACCGCAGGACACGAGUGGAAGGCAUGUGGCUGGGGGGAGAGGACUUCACCCAGAAGGGAAGCUUCAUCCACAAACCCUCCCAAGGCUGGCUGCACCCCGACAAGAAGAUUGCAGGACCAGGGGCUUCUUACAUCGUCAGGUACAUGGGCUGCAUCGAAGUGCUAAAGUCAAUGCGUUCCCUGGACUUCAACACGCGGACUCAGGUGACAAGGGAAGCCAUCAACAGGCUGUGUGACGCUGUGCCAGGCGGAAAGGGAGCUUGGAGAAAGAAGGCCCAGAACAAAGCCCUCCAGUCUGUUAUGGGGAAGAGUAACCUGCGAUUUGCGGGCAUGAGUAUUGCAGUCAAUAUUUCCAUAGAUGGCCUUGGUCUGCUUAUUCCUACCACACGACAGGUGAUAGCACACCAUCCCAUGCAGUCCAUCUCAUUUGCCUCCGGGGGAGACACAGACACGCCUGAUUAUGUUGCGUAUGUGGCCAAAGACCCAGUGAAUCAGAGAGCGUGUCACAUCCUGGAGUGCUCAGACGGUUUAGCGCAGAGUGUCAUCAGUACCAUCGGACAAGCCUUCGAGCUGCAGUUCAAACAGUACCUACACAGUCCUCCCAAAACCAUGACGUCUGUGGAGAGGACUGUCAGGGCAGAGGAGCAGAUGUGGGGGGAAGACGAGGACUUCUCUGAGCACGAUUACUACAACAGCAUCCCGGGGAAGGAGCCUCCUGUUGGGGGAGUGGUGGACUCCCGGCUCAGGCCCAGUGGAGCCCUGCUGGGUCACAUCCACACACAACCACAGAGCAAGACAGCAGCACAGAUGGGCUCACCGGCGAGGAGGGAGCAAGCUUCUUAUCCUCCUGGUCAGCUGUGCUAUGAACUGCACUGGGACACUGAGACAACGAACAACUCAGGUAUGACAUCUGAUGGUUACCUGUGUGCUGACGGUCAGCCAUCAAGCAGCAGAGAUUACGAGGAACAUCAGUACGUUAACACCCAGAGUCUGGAAAACCUGGAUUCACUGGCACAGGGGCCCAAUGGACACAGAGGGCCCAGGGCACCGGACAGUCCCAAAAAGGACCUCUUUGACAUGAGGCCCUUUGAGGACGCCCUGAAGCUCCAUGAGGCCUGUGGGGGUGCAGCUGGAGGAGGAGGUGUCCGGGUUUUGGAAGACCAGUGGCCCAGCCCUCCACGCCGUCGAGCCCCCGUGGCCCCUAACGAGGAACAGCUGCGCAGGGAGCCGUGGUACCACAGUCGCAUGAGCAGGAGAGACGCAGAGAAACUCCUGGUCCGAGACGGAGAUUUCCUGGUGCGAGAGAGCACUACAAACCCAGGACAGUAUGUGCUAACUGGCAUGCACUGUGGCCUGCCAAAACACCUGCUGCUGGUGGACCCAGAGGGAGUGGUCCGAACCAAAGACAUGUUAUUUGAGAGCAUAAGCCACCUUAUCUCAUACCACCUUAAGAACGAGCUGCCUAUAGUGGCAGCAGAGAGCGAGCUCCACCUCAAACAGGUGGUCAGGAGGAAACAGUGAGCCACUUGGGACGCAAAAUUAUUGAGCUCCCAUGAAAAAAAACACAGGACAAACAUGGAAAUAAUUUUUCCUGGAUGGAUGUUAAUGUGGAACUCACUGACACUUUUUCUAUGAACAAUAAGGAAAGCGCGUCAUCUGACAUCUCCUUGUACUUUCUCUGCCUUUUGCCUACCAGGAUCAACCAAACUAUCCCUCACCUGUCAGAAACUCCUCAGCAUGCAGCUAUUAAGCUAACAAACCAGGAUCCACAGUUUGACCAAUUUCCGAGCUGGAAACACUGUCAGUCAUUUUCUAAAAUUCAAGCGACGCCUGAAGAAAAUUGUGGAACCAAAUAAGGAUUUGAUGCACAGAGAAGUCCCUACAACGCCUGUUAUGGUGACGUGCUUCCAAUUCACCAUGGCUUUCCCAACCAGGUCAUCCACUGGACAAAUAAUGGACAGAACAAAAGUGUCACUUGGUACAGACACUGUAUAAAACAAAAAAAAAAAGAUGUCAGGUUACUCAGUAGUUCAUUUCUUUAUAAAUGCAAGAAAUGGAAAUACUGUGACUAAAAGAGACAAUUGAAGUUUUAUUGAAAUGUAAAGUUUGUUAUUAUGUUUUCACAGGUCUGUAGUACCUGACUCUGAGAUGGCACAACACUGAGCAUGACUCAGUGCUGGAUUUAUGAAGCAGUCCCACAUACUUUUUGUUUCUCAACCAUAAUCUAGGCACCAAAACCCACUUUAAAAAAAAUGCAUUCAUACCAAUCCCAUAUAGACAGCCAAGUGGUCAUACGGUACUUGAAAGUUUCAUCAUAUUUACCAUAAAUAUCAUUUGCUUUGUGUUUGUAAGGGCUGUAUGUGUUGUUUAAGCCUGUGAACAUUACUGGUCAGACUCAAAUCAAUACCUUGUCCUGGUUUAAAAACUCUGCAUACAAACUCAGUAUAUCCAUGCCUGUAUUUCCUCCAACUUCAGUGCCUUAAAACUACAGAGACAGGCUUUUGUGUCAGAGUGUAUAUACUGUGCAUUUAUGCUCCCUCUUGCCAUGCCAAUGAAUGACUGAACAAACUUCAGGAUGAUUAAGCUCUUAUACAUGUGAACAGUCAUGUAAGCUGCUCUUGUUUUGGGGUAAAUGUUUAAUACUGUCUUAUUGUGUCAUGACUGUUAUCGUCUUUAAUGUGUGUUCCUCAAAACAGUCCCCUCCUAGAAAGAUGGCACUCCUCUGCAGUAAUGAUUUAAAAGAAAGGGAUUUUGGACUUCAAGUUAAAUCCUUUAUUUGUCCCGGCUCAGGGAAAUACAUCACUUUAUUGAUUGUCCUUAUCCCACUGUCUGUCUUUACAUGUCAAUGACUUGCUUGUAUAUUUCUGCUCUUCGGCUGCAGUGACAGUAACUUAAGUGCCCAUUUUUUUUUGCCAAUCUAAUACUUUUAAAUCUUACCAGAGGUAGUUCAUCUGCAUUUUGCAAUUCUCUUUGUGUCUUCAGCAACAUAUCUUUAAUCAGGUCCUCCACUGUUCUUGGCUGCAGCCUCAUGGAUGCACAGAGAGAUAAGGGGCGAGCUGCGAGGCUUUUGGUGAGGUCCAAGUGUGAUUAUUUUAGAUCUACGCCUUUGCUUUCUCAGGAAUUUUUUGGAUCUGUUCUCCUUUGAUUAACUUUAAUGGCUUUUUGUCAAUAAAACUAAUUGAAAAGAGGGUACAAAUCAAA